Molecule: messenger RNA, 2000 nt
Organism: Chaetomium fimeti
Lineage: Eukaryota; Fungi; Ascomycota; Sordariomycetes; Sordariales; Chaetomiaceae
Product: auxin efflux carrier
Exons: 3
Coding region: 188-1957 (589 amino acids)
Biological process (GO): transmembrane transport
Cellular component (GO): membrane; endoplasmic reticulum
Source: RefSeq, a predicted model, not a curated record
AGCUUCUUAACCGUGUCUCAGACAGCUCCUUCCUGACCACGGUUCAUCCAGCCAUUGCAGCAUCACACUGCAAUCGCAACAUUAAAGAGCCAUUGGGGUUCAACUCGAUCCUCUGGUCCCCCUAUCUACUCCAAUUUCCGCCAAUUCCACCCCCUAGAUCGAAAAACAACGACAGCAGGGUCACUUGAUGGGUCUACUCAACAUACGCGCGCCGACCUCGUUGCGGCUUGCCUGGGGCGACUCUUGGGACCCUUCAUCAGUGACGGCCUCAUCGCCCUUUAUAAUCUUCAAUAAACCACAAGAAUCGCAUCCAUCCUUCGACAACUUGGCGCUCCUCGUCUUCGGCGCUGUUUUGGAAGUCGUCUGCGUCAGUUUGCCCGGUUACAUCAUCGCGCGCUUGGGCCACUUCGAUGCCGACAAGCAAAAGUUUCUUGCCAACCUCAAUGUUAUGCUAUUUACGCCAUGCCUGAUUUUCACGAAGCUUGCAUCCCAGUUGAACGCCGAUAAGCUCCUCGACCUUGGCAUCAUUCCCAUCAUUUUCCUUAUCCAGACACUUGUUUCGUAUCUCGUCUCCCGAGUUGUGGCAAGAUGUUUCGGCUUCAACAAACGGGCUUCCAACUUCGUCACGGCGAUGGGUGUGUUUGGCAACUCGAACUCGCUGCCCAUCUCUCUCGUCAUCUCGCUCGCCCAGACAUUGCAGGGGUUACACUGGGACAGGAUACCGGGUGACAACGACGAUGAAGUGGCCGCGAGAGGUAUUCUCUACCUAUUGGUUUUCCAGCAGCUCGGUCAGCUGGUUAGAUGGAGCUGGGGUUACCAUGUGUUGCUGGCGCCAAAGUCGAAGUACGAGGAGUACACCGACGAGACGAUUGAGGAGGGCCGCUAUCACGACUAUGAUGAGGAGGAUGACACCGAGCCGCAUGGUUUAAUCGAAGGCGUCGACAUCCUACAUGAGCCCGAGAAUCACGAGGACAGUCGCCCUUCAAGCCCGACACACACCGACGACUCUGCGACCCACUACGAGCCGGCCGGCCGGACGCCCGUCGGGGGCUCUUCCGGGGCGUCGCCGAACGACUCGGAGGACGAUGAGCACGAUGAGCACGACGGGCCCUGGAAGGGCAAGGGAAAGCAGAGCGCGACUGGCCUCGGUCUGAACGGUCAUCUCCAAGGGCACGAAGACCUCGACAGGAUGCUCUCGUUCCCGCACAUCCACAGCACCGACGAAUCCGAAGUGCCGCCGGGCAUCAAGGGCGUCCCCGUGCGCGUGCAACGCUUCGUAAAGAAGACGGAGCUGAAGUCUCGGAACUUCCUCCACACGACCGGCCGGCGCGCAUACGACUCCCUCCCGCGCCCGUUCCAGGCCGCGCUCACGACGCUCCACCGCGUCUGGCAGCGCGUCUACCAGUUCCUCUGGGACUUCAUGAACCCGCCGCUCUGGGCCAUGCUCAUCGCCGUCUUCAUCGCGUCGGUGCCGGAGCUGCAGGCGCUCUUCUUCCGCGAGGGCUCCUUCGUCAAGACGUCGGUCACCAGCGCCAUCAGCUCGUCGGCGGGCGUGGCGGUGCCGCUCAUCCUGGUGGUGCUCGGCGCCAACCUGGCGCGCAACACGCAGGCGCGCGAGGACGAGACGGAGCCCGAGGAGCGCGAGAUCGGCACCCGCCUGCUCGUCGCCUCCCUCGUCAGCCGCAUGCUGCUGCCCACCCUCAUCAUGGCCCCCAUCCUCGCCCUCUUCGCCAAGUUCGUCCCCGUCAGCAUCCUCGACGACCCCAUCUUCGUCAUCGUCUGCUUCCUCCUCACCGGCGCCCCCAGCGCCCUGCAGCUGGCGCAGAUCUGCCAGAUCAAUAAUGUGUAUGAGACGGUCAUGGGGCGGAUUCUGUUUCAGAGCUAUGUUAUUUGGAUCCUGCCGUCGACCCUGAUCCUGGUUCUUUGUGCGAUGCAGGUGGUGGAGUGGGCCAAGUGAGAGAGAGGCUUUCGCCGGGGUGUGUGGUCGGGACGAUAGCAGA